GAAUUUCCCAGAAUGCACCAGUAAGAAGAUGGCGACGCCCAUAUACAUGUACCUGUCCAUGUAUACCAUGGAACCUGAAGAUUAGAUUACGUUACUCUGAAAAGAUAUCAUUUGGGGCCAGUUUCAUAAAUUGUUAUCAAAACUGACAUUCUGGUGGACAGAUGAACUUCCACUUCAAGUUUCAGUCUAGGCCUAUUCGGAAAUCUAAGGAUAUCCUUGUGAAAAACGCAAACGUUGGCUGGUCAUGCUGGAUGGUGAACAUAUGCUGAAGGCUUGAAGCCCGCUGCUGCUGCGUGUGUGCCUACUUUAUUAGGCUCAAAUAUCAUAAUUUCAGCUUGAUGAUGAGUUUCGACCCAGAGCAAGUUAAUGAAGCUAAAUUUCCAGGCUUGUCUGGUAGCAUGCAGGACGAAAAUGAAUUUAGCCAGGGUUUCUGAGGUGCAUUGAAAAUAAGACAGAUUCUGAAUGCAGCGAUCGGGAGCUUUUUAAGAGCAAAGACAAGAAGAAGGACAAGAAGAAAGACAAGGAGCGAGGUUACAAGACAUUUGAGCCAAUGGAGACCCACUCCGAAGAUGAUGACGAUAGAGGCAAAAAGAAACGGAGCAGCAUCUUUCGAUCCCGGAAGACCAAAGCCCCCAAGGAGAAACACAAAGACAAGGAACUGCCAGCCGAGGAGAAGCAGAGGGAGAAAGAGAUGAAGGCCGAGAAGAAACGGAGCAAGAGCAAGGAGCGAGAGGCCAAGAAGGAGCGGAGCAGAACCAAGGACCGGGAGAAGUUUGGUCGCAAGAAGGCCCACACCAUCAGCAACGUACCUGCAGCAAAACCAGUUGAAAUCAAGCCGGUGUUUGGGAUACCACUAGCCGAAGCAGUCGAGCAGACCAAGAUGUACGACGGCGUCGAGUUACCCAAGAUUGUGCGAGAGUGCAUUGACUUCAUUGAGGAAUUUGGUAUGAACCAUGCAGGCAUCUACCGCCUCUCGGGGGUCAAGUCCAAGGUGGAGCUCCUCCGCAGCUGCUACAACCGGAAUGAGGAGGUGAACCUGACAGGACAAGACCCAAACACCGUGGCCAGCCUGCUCAAGCAGUACCUGAGGGAGCUACCGGAACCCCCACUGACCAAGGCGAUGGCACCCAAGCUGGAAGAGGCAGCCGCCAUCACGGACAUCAAAGUCCGAAUUCCCCAGUUCCAGCAUUUGAUACAGCUCCUCCCAAAAUGCAACUACACCCUGCUGUCGUGGAUGGUGGUGCACCUGGCCCACGUCCUGCAAAAUGAAGCAGAGACCAAGAUGACCAUUCAGAACAUCUCCAUCGUCAUGUGUCCCACGCUGCACAUCAGCCACCGUGUGCUGAAUCUACUCUUCACCUACUGGAAGACGCUCUUCAAGGGAGUGCAGAUCAAGAGGUGUCCUAAACCACUAAGAUGGGACACAGCGGAAAAUCGACUUGAGCUGCCAGAAAGCCCUUCUGCUUUGGAAGAAGAGUUACAAAGACAAGAAGCAAUCCUGGCCAAGAUGCACGAGGAUCUUAACAAGGGACUGGCUGACAAGUCAACAGAGGAGCAUCUUUGGGAAGUGCAACGGAUAGUGACCCAGCUCAAGAGAAAGUUACGAGUCAGUCGGAGAAUCUCUGAGACAAGGAUUGCAGCCAUUGAGAAGGAAAAAGAACGAGAAAAGGAAAAGGAACGAGAGAAGGAGAAACAGAAGGAAAUGGAAAAAGCCAAGGAAGCCAAGCCAGCCGGAGAACAGGAAGCACAGAAAGCAACCGAGGAAAUGGAAGAGAUCAAAACAGAGCCAGCAGAAACAGGCAAAGACAAAGAGGAAGUCAAGGCACCAGACAGGCUUUCCCAGGAGAGGACACCCAAGAAGAGAGUGGCGCCCAGGACACCGGCAGAUGUGCAGCAGGCAGCAGAGGAGAAGGAGGGCCUGCCAGCUCAUGCUGUAGAGAUUGAGGACGUUCCGCAGGUGGAGAUCGAGAUCAAGGAGAGCAAGGAGGAGGCAGUCGCCGUGGUAACAGCCGAGGAGGAUGGAAAGGAGCAAGAGGAUGAAGAGGAGGCUGCACGGAAAGCUGAGGCAAAGAAACGCGAGGAUGAGAACUUAGAGAUGAUCCGGCUGCUGCUGCUGUCCCAGGCCGAGGUCAUGGCCGAGCAGGAGGAGCUCCUGGCCAUCCAGACGGAGUUACUGAAGCGCAUUGAGGCCGAGAAGCAAGAGGUGGCCCGGCUGAAGGAGGAGAUAGCCCAGGCCCAUUCCCACCACUACCGCUCCUUCUCGGUGGACAGCACCGACAGUCUCAUGUCACCGGAGACCAGCAGUGACAGUGAUGAUGACGAUGACAAAGAAUUGCAGGCCAUCCUGAACAAACUCAUUCGGGAGAACCAGGAGCUGGAGCGCAAGAACACGCAGCUCAGCCACGACAUCCACAAUGAGCGCGAGGCAUGCGUGGAGCUCAAGGUCCAGAUCAAGCUACGGCAACACCCCUACUACCAGAUGGAACCGUCCAGCAUCCAGUCGGUCAAGGAUGUGCAGGCCCGGGAGCAGGAGCUGCAGUCGUUUGUACGGACGGAGCGAGAGGUGGAGUCGGACUCGGAGGUGGUGGCGACCUCAGGGGAGGCCAAGCGGGGCCGACGGAAGUCACAGAGCAACCCUGAUGUUGCCGGGCCGCUAAUGCCGGCAGGGCUGGACAGAGGCAGGCCACAGACGGACAUCAGUGAGGAGAAUGGCUUGAGCAGUGCAGACAAAGAGAAGGGAACACCGCGGGGCCGAAGGCUUGAGAGAGAAACAUCCCUCUGAGCAGCUUUUAUCGGAGGAACAAGUCCUUUAGAAAAAAAGCGUUUAGUUAGCAAAGCUUGUCUCAGAACUGUAGCCAUAAGCUAAGCUAGUGAACAAGUUGCUAUAGUUCUUGAGCAAGACACAUUGUCGUCGCAAUUAAUUCAAGCCAACCGACAGGUACUAAAUUUGAGGCCAGAGUUUUGCCAGCAGGAAAAAUCCCCUCAGAAAACAAUCUUUGCAGUUUGAACUGUGUGUAAGUCUCAGAGCCGUGAUCAUCAGCUGAGACAGUGGAUCAGUUGCUUUAGUUCUUGAGCAAGGCACGUCAUCAAAAUUGCUUGAAACCAAUCAACGGGUACUACACUGGACAGCAAAAGAAACUUGCCACUUCUGUCAAAGGCCACACAUAAAAUUUCACCCC
Messenger RNA from Acanthaster planci (crown-of-thorns starfish), 3179 nucleotides. It is a transcript of the gene ralbp1, whose product is annotated as ralA binding protein 1. Lineage: Eukaryota; Metazoa; Echinodermata; Asteroidea; Valvatida; Acanthasteridae. Gene Ontology annotation, molecular function: GTPase activator activity; small GTPase binding. Gene Ontology annotation, cellular component: membrane. The record is from RefSeq and is a predicted model, not a curated record. Gene Ontology annotation, biological process: endocytosis; positive regulation of GTPase activity; small GTPase-mediated signal transduction.